AUGGCUACUCCUCGGUCUACAGUGGAGAGGCUGGACAAGCCCAGCACAUAUUUUAGCAACAAGAACAAACGCCGGAAGUCGUACCAUGAUCGAGAGCGCGAGGAAGAUAAACCCCAGGCGGACUUUGAUGCAACAUUGAAAGAGGCUACCACUUUAUAUGUUGGAAACUUGUCAUUCUACACAACAGAAGAGCAGAUACACGAGCUAUUCGCAAAGUGCGGCGAGAUAAAACGACUAGUAAUGGGCUUGGAUCGAUUCCAAAAGACACCUUGUGGUUUCUGCUUUGUCGAAUAUUACACGCACCAAGACGCUUUGGACUGUAUGAAGUAUAUUGGAGGAACAAAGUUGGACGAGAGAAUCAUUCGAACGGAUUUGGACCCUGGAUUUCAAGAAGGGAGACAGUAUGGGCGCGGUAAAUCCGGAGGACAAGUUCGUGAUGAGUUUCGAGAUGAAUUCGAUCCCGGCCGUGGUGGUUAUGGGCGCGGAAUGGGAGAUGAUCGUUGA
Nannizzia gypsea CBS 118893 is the source of this 504-nucleotide messenger RNA. Its product is annotated as nuclear cap-binding protein subunit 2. Bases 1 to 504 code for a protein of 167 amino acids. Gene Ontology annotation, cellular component: nuclear cap binding complex. NCBI's taxonomy places the organism in Eukaryota, Fungi, Ascomycota, Eurotiomycetes, Onygenales, Arthrodermataceae. Gene Ontology annotation, molecular function: RNA cap binding. Gene Ontology annotation, biological process: mRNA cis splicing, via spliceosome. The transcript is spliced from 5 exons. The record is from RefSeq and is a predicted model, not a curated record.